Molecule: messenger RNA, 4199 nt
Organism: Salvia miltiorrhiza (redroot sage)
Lineage: Eukaryota; Viridiplantae; Streptophyta; Magnoliopsida; Lamiales; Lamiaceae
Product: pentatricopeptide repeat-containing protein At1g12775, mitochondrial-like
Exons: 3
Coding region: 182-3529 (1115 amino acids)
Molecular function (GO): protein binding
Source: RefSeq, a predicted model, not a curated record
AAACAAGAUUGAAGCAGUGAACUCCUGAUGUUUGGAAUUUGGAAGAUGCCUUUAGGCUCUUCAUAUUUGAAGCCGCUGCAGAUUUCUCUUCGUUGCUUCAACCAACAAAAGAGAUCUAAUCUCGCAGUCGCCGCCCAACACUCUCCCUUUCUUCACUUGAAAAUCUCACCUCCGAUUAAGAAUGAUGAGCAGAAGAGCUGCUGUUUCUGCAAUCGAUCUCAUUCAUGGAAGAGGAUUUCUUAAUCGAUGGUCGCAUAAAUCGGGUAUUCUCUCUCCUCCAUUCUCUCUCUUCUCUUCCAAGGCUUUUCAACCUAAGCAGCCCAGAAUCGAUUUCAGCUGUGUUAAAGAGUUAAAUGAUGCCAUUGAAUUGUUUCAAACAAUAAAGAGCAUGCGGCCAGAGCCUUCUCUUCUCGUGUUCAAUAAACUUAUGAGUGUUAGUGUAAAGAUUGAGCAGUACUCCUUUGCCCUUGAUGUGUUCGAUGAAAUGCUUGGGAUGGGUGUCCCGGUUAAUGAUUACACAAUGAACAUUGCUGUCAAUUGUUGUUGUCUCUUGAAAGACAUGUACUCUGGUUUUUCUAUAAUGGGAUUCUUUUUCAAGAUCAGUUACGAACCAGAUGUUACGACUAUCGGCACUCUCAUUAAAGGGUUGUUCUUGGUUGAGAAAGAGGCCGAAGCCGUGAAAUUGUUUGAAAAGGUUCUGGAUUUAAAACUUUGUGUGCCUAAUAAAGUAAUGAUUCUGCACGUGAUAGAUGGGCUGUGCAAAUCUGGACAGGUCGUUGCAGCACAUGACUGGCUUCAUCGAUUAGAAAGUAAUGGCUGCAGAGCCGAUGUUUGGAGUUAUAAUGCGUUAAUUGACGGAUUUUGCAAAGAAGGAAAGAUGGAAGAAGUUGGGAAGAUAUUGGAAACUAUGACGCAACAAAAUAUGUGUCCCGAUAUUGUCACUUUCAGCAUAUUGGUUGACGCAUAUUGUAAAGUAGGAAAGAUUGAAGAGGCUGGGAAGAUAUUGGAAACCAUGACGCAACAAAAUAUUUGUCCAGACGUCUUCACUUAUUCUUCGCUUAUUGAUGGGUUUUGUUUAAGGGGUGAAAUUGAGAGAGGAAAGCAACUACUCGAUCUCAUGGCAGAGAGGGGCCUUAAACCCAAUGUUGUUACCUAUAAUAGCUUAAUUGACGGAUAUUGCAAGGUGGGGACCAUCGAUGAAGCUUUGCAUCUUUUUCUUGAAAUUCCGAGUAAAGGUUUGAAGCAUAAUGCACAUACUUAUAGUACCAUGAUACAUGGAUUAUUCAAAAAAGGUAGAUUUGUUGAGGGCUGGAAGCUUUUUGAGGAUAUGGAAGCUCAACAAGUACAUCCUAACUUACAUAUUUAUAGUAUAUUAUUGGAUGGGCUCUGUAGGAAUGGAGAGAUUGAGGAAGCUUUUUCAUUACUGCGCAUGAUUGAAGUCAAAGGAUUUACUCCUGACAUAGUCUCGUAUGGCUCGCUUAUUGAUGGAUUAUGCAAAAAUGGCAAACGUGAUGUUGCAAGAGAUCUUUUGAGGGAACUUCCUUCUAAAGGAUUGCAGCCUAAUGUUUGGAUAUACAAUAUGAUCAUUCAUUCACUUUGUCAAGAAGGAUCUAUGGAGGAGGCAGAAUGUUUGCUUGUAGAGAUGAAGAACCGUGGCUGUGGACCUGAUCGUGUGACAUACAACAUUAUCAUCCGAAGUUUGCUAAAGCGAAAUGAGCUUCACAAGGCAACAUCAUUCAUGGAGGAAAUGCGCCAAAAGGGAUUCUCAGCAGAUUCUGCAACUUCUUCAGUGCCAACUGAUCGAGCGGAAGAACAAAGUGGAGAUGGUUUUUUCCUCAAAUUGAUGAAGAACCUUGCUCCCAAGAAAAUUGUAUCGUAUCGCAGUCGCCGCCCAACACUCCCUUUCUUCACAUUAAAAUCUCACCGUCGAUUAAGGAUGAUUAGCAGAAGAGCUGCUGUUUCUGCAAUCGAUCUCAUUCACGGAAGAGGAUUUCUCAAUAGAUGGUCGCAUAAAUCGGGUAUUCUCUCUCCUCCAUUCUCUCUCUUCUCUUCCAAGGCUUUUCAACCUAAGCAGCCCAGAAUCGAUUUCAGCUGUGUUAAAGAAUUAAAUGAUGCCAUUGAAUUGUUUCAAGAAAUAAAGAGCAUGCGGCCAGAGCCUUCUUUUCUCGUGUUCAAUAAACUUAUGAGUGUUAGUGUAAAGAUUGAGCAGUACUCCUUUGCCCUUGAUGUGUUCGAUGAAAUGCUUGGGAUGGGUGUCCCGGUUAAUGAUUACACAAUGAACAUUGCUGUCAAUUGUUGUUGUCUCUUGAAAGACAUGUACUCUGGUUUUUCUAUAAUGGGAUUCUUUUUCAAGAUCAGUUACGAACCAGAUGUUGCGACUAUCGGCACUCUCAUUAAAGGGUUGUUCUUGGUUGAGAAAGAGGCCGAAGCCAUGAAAUUGUUUGAAAAGGUUCUGGAUUUAAAACUUUGUGUGCCUAAUGAAGUAAUGAUUCUACACGUGAUAGAUGGGCUGUGCAAAUCUGGGCAGGUCAUUGCAGCACAUGACUGGCUUCAUCGAUUAGAAAGUAAUGGCUGCACAGCCAAUGUUUGGAGUUAUAAUGCGUUAAUUGACGGAUUCUGCAAAGAAGGAAAGAUGGAAGAAGCUGGGAAGAUAUUGGAAACCAUGACGCAACAAAAUAUUUGUCCAGACGUCUUCACUUAUUCUUCGCUUAUUGAUGGGUUUUGUUUAAGGGGUGAAAUCGAGAGAGGAAAGCAACUACUCGAUCUCAUGGCAGAGAGGGGCCUUAAACCCAAUGUUGUUACCUAUAAUAGCUUAAUUGACGGAUAUUGCAAGGUGGGGACCAUCGACGAAGCUUUGCAUCUUUUUCUUGAAAUUCCGAGUAAAGGUUUGAAGCAUAAUGCGCAUACUUAUAAUACCAUGAUACAUGGAUUAUUCAAGAAAAGUAGAUUUGUUGAGGGCUGGAAGCUUUUUGAGGAUAUGGAAGCUCAACAAGUACAUCCUGACUUACAUAAUUAUAAUAUAUUAUUGGAUGGGCUCUGUAGGAAUGGAGAGAUUGAGGAAGCUUUUUCGUUACUGCGCAUGAUUGAAGUGAAAGGAUUUACUCCCGACAUAGUCACGUAUGGCUCGCUAAUUGAUGGAUUAUGCAAAAAUGGAAAAAGUGAUGUUGCAAGAGAUCUCCUGAAGGAACUUACCUCUAAAGGUUUGCAACCUAAUGUUUGGAUAUAUAGUAUGAUCAUUGAUUCACUUUGUCAACAAGGAUCUAUGGAGGAGGCACAACGUUUUCUUGUAGAGAUGGAGAAUUCUGGCUGUGGACCUAAUCAUGUGACAUACAACAUUAUCAUCCGGAGUUUGCUAAAGCGAAAUGAGGUUCACAAGGCAACAUCAUUCAUGGAAGAAAUGCGCCAAAAGGGAUUCUCAGCAGAUUCUGCAACUUCUUCAGUGCCAACUGAUCGAGCGGAAGAACAAAGUGGAGAUGGUUUUUUCCUCAAAUUGAUGAAGAACCUUGCUCCCAAGAAAAUUGUAUCGUAGUCCUUUCUUCUUGAUUAUAUACGAGGUUAGUGAUACGGACACUCAUAUAAUAUCAUCUUUUCGUCAAUUUUGUGGGUAAUAACUAAUAAUGAUACUGUUUUUUUUAGGUGUGCAGUUUUGGGCCUGUGCUAAAUUUAGUUUUGGUCUGUUAUAAUUUAAAGUUUCUAAUUGAUUAAAUGAGAGAAAGCUAUGGAAGUGAACAUAUUCAGUUAUUGUACCUAUUUCAUGUUGAGGCCUCCAAGAAAUGAACGUUUCAAGAGAUUUUAAUCUUAAAGUUGUAUUGAAACUGCUGAUUUUAUUUUGCGAUACGUCAUGCUGUGUUUGUUCUUCAAUGGCAUACAUCGUUGUGUGAUGCGUUUCUACUGCAGGGCGAGGAUUCGUAUAGCCUUAGAGCCAGAGGUUCUCGUCUCGGAGUUGCAAGCAGCAAUGGUGCCGACGUGCAGUGGAGUUCGACUCUCUAUAUGCUUGUUGCCCCAAGUUGUAUUUAGAUGAGCUCAACAUUUCAUUGAUGAUAUUUCUAUGUCUGGUAACCUGUUAGAAUUGAACUAUGUUAGGACAUAUGUAGUUUGUAUUUCUAAGAUUUGAACAUUUUGUUGAUGGAGUAACAAUCUUGUGUUUAAAUUAUUAGUAUUACAAUUACACAAGUUUGUUUGUUUGUUUUUUUGGUUUA